AUGAACCCCCCAAACCUCCUCCCCCACAACCACCAUCAUCAUCAUCAUCACCAUCACCACCACCACCAACCCCCCACCCUAACAACCCACCUAACCCACCUCCUCUUCCUCCCCCUGCACGACCGCAUCACCUCCCUCUACCACCUAUCCCGAUCCCUCACUCCCCAAAUAACCCCCACGGGGACACGCCUCAUCACCCAUCCAUCCUUCACCGGCCCCGCACCCCUCGACCAUCUCGGCACAAUCUACAUCACGACAGGUCGCGACUGCGUGGCCAACAACGCCGACCUGAGCACACGCAUCCUGCACGCCGACGUCGGCGCGCUUCUCGAAUCCAUCUACGAAAAGAGCAGGGAGAUGCUGGAUGCCGGGAUCCAGGACGGGAGCGUCGUCUUGUCCGAGGAGAAUAAGCUCCGGGAUGGUGCGGGGGCGUGUUGUCGUGGUGAACCGGAGGUGAUGUUUCGGGAGGGGUGGGCGGUGGAAGAGGCGUUGUGGUUUUAUAGGGUGGAUUUUGAGAGUAGGUGGGAUGUUGCGGAUCGGGAUGGGGAGAGGGUGUUGUUUAGGGCGAGUGUGGAGAUGUUGGAGAGGGCGGCGGAGUGGGAGGGGGAGGGGAUGUAG
Molecule: messenger RNA, 618 nt
Organism: Aspergillus eucalypticola CBS 122712
Lineage: Eukaryota; Fungi; Ascomycota; Eurotiomycetes; Eurotiales; Aspergillaceae
Exons: 1
Coding region: 1-618 (205 amino acids)
Source: RefSeq, a predicted model, not a curated record